AAAAGUAUGAAAUUGAAAAACAAAACAGUAGUCUCAGAAUUUCUUCUCCUGGGACUGACAGAUGACCCAGAGCUUCAGCCCUUAAUCUUCUGCCUGUUCCUGGUUAUCUACCUGGUCACCAUCCUGGGAAACCUGCUCAUCAUCCUGGCUGUAAGGAUUGACUCCCACCUCCACACCCCCAUGUACUUCUUUCUCUCUAGUUUGUCCUUCACUGACAUCUGUAUGAGCACAACCACCAUCCCCAAAAUGCUACUGAACAUUCAAGCACAGGAUCAGAGCAUCACCUACACAGGCUGCUUCACUCAGAGCACCUGUGUCUUCACUUUUGGUGGUUUUGAAAGUUGUCUUCUUGCAGUGAUGGCCUAUGACCGCUAUGUGGCCAUUUGUCAUCCCCUAAGGUACCAGGUCAUCCUGACGCCUGACCUCUGUAUCCUGCUGGUUCUACUCUCCCUGCUCCUUAGCACUGGGCAUGCUCUGCUCCACAGUCUGUUGGCGCUGCAGCUGUCCUUCUGCACAAAUGUGGAAAUUCCUCACUUCUUCUGUGAACUUGCUCAGCUCUUCAAGCUGUCCUGCUCUGAUACCUUUAUAAAUACCCUUCUGAUAUAUUCAGCAGCAAAUAUAUUCUUUGGUGUUCCUAUUGCUGGAAUUAUUUUCUCUUAUACUAAAAUUGUCUUCUCUGUUUUCAGAAUGCCCUCAGUGGGGGGAAUGUAUAAGGCUUUUUCCACCUGUGGGUCUCACCUCUCUGUUGUUUCCUUAUUCUAUGGACCAGGUUUUGUUGUGUACUUGAGUUCUGCCAUUACUGACUCUUCCACUAAGAAUGCAGUGGCUUCAGUGAUGUACAUUGUGAUCCCUCAAAUGAUGAAUCCCUUUAUCUACAGUUUGAGGAACAGAGAAAUAAAGAUGUCUCUGAAGCAUCUCAUUACAGGGAAGCCUUUUAUAUUCUUGUGUCAUUAG
Messenger RNA from Heterocephalus glaber (naked mole-rat), 954 nucleotides. RefSeq names its product olfactory receptor 7G2. Gene Ontology annotation, biological process: G protein-coupled receptor signaling pathway. Gene Ontology annotation, cellular component: membrane. Lineage: Eukaryota; Metazoa; Chordata; Mammalia; Rodentia; Bathyergidae. Gene Ontology annotation, molecular function: G protein-coupled receptor activity; olfactory receptor activity. The record is from RefSeq and is a predicted model, not a curated record.